Messenger RNA from Nannizzia gypsea CBS 118893, 561 nucleotides. Its product is annotated as cell wall protein PhiA. Bases 1 to 561 code for a protein of 186 amino acids. Lineage: Eukaryota; Fungi; Ascomycota; Eurotiomycetes; Onygenales; Arthrodermataceae. The transcript has 2 exons. The record is from RefSeq and is a predicted model, not a curated record.
AUGAAGCUCCUUGCUGUCAUCUGCGCCUCCCUCGCCCUCACCGGCUUCACCACGGCAACUCCGCCACCCAAGACCUUUACCAUCAAGGCCAAAGGCAACCCCAAGGUUCCUUCCGCUCGAUUUGAUGCCUCCCAGAGCAAUAUCUUCCUCAAUUACGGGGACUCGGGCGCUGUAUGUGAUGUCAAGCCUGGCUGCCCAAAGCCCAAGGACGCCGUCUUCUAUCUCAAGGACUCCAUCCUCUACCUCCAUACUGGACCUUCCAACCAGGUACAAAAGGUCUUCCUAGACCGCUCUGGCUUCGGCCAGGGGAAGAUCGGAUAUUUGAGUGGCAAUGGCCCUCUUCCUUCACGCUGGGAAGUCGAGGGCUGGACUAUUGAUGGUGCAGGAAACCUAAAGUUCAAGGGCAACGGGGUGAUCGCCUGUCCCAGCUCUGAUCCCAAGAUCAAGUCCUGGACAGUCUGGGCAGAUAUCGGUAUCGCCACUCCAGGUGGAAACACGGGCUGUCUCCCAUUCACUGCUCACACCAUGAAGACGAAGCCAGUUGCUUGCAAGUACACUUGA